UCGAAUAACCCCCCCGUCCCAUCGGAUCGACUUGUUGGAGUUUAAUAGUCUUUUAUUUGGACACUUUAUGAGUGUUUAGUUGUGAAAAUGGCCAUUAAACAACGCCUGAAAAUAGCGGAAAUUUGCUUCCCCAUUGGGAUGAAGCCGCUUCCGGGCCAACAUUUGCCAGCAGUAAACAUGGCGGAGGGCCUGCUAGAAACAGUGGACAGACUUCAGUCCCGGCUCAUGGAGAGUCCGGAGCCCCGAAAGCUGCUAAAGACUCUGAAAAGACUGGGCGAGCUUCCGAUGACCGUCGACAUCCUGGUGGAAACUGGAGUGGGGAAGACUGUGAACUCUUUUCGGAAGCAUGAAGUUGCCGCUGAGGUGGCAAAAGGCCUGGUAGCCAAGUGGAAGAAGCUCGUCCCGCAGCCUGCUAACAGAAGCAGCAGCAAUCACGCCAAAGAGGUGCCACUGUCACACUCACGAGGCUCCAGUGAUGCGGCCCAAAGGCGGCAGCGAGGGCCCUCCCCUGAGGUGGAGGAAGAGGACGAGGAAGAGCCUUCCUAUGUAGAAGAGGAUGAAGAGCGAGGCUACGACAUGAACUACUCCCCCUCACCACCGCGACACGAGCAGUACAGCCCCCAGCGGCCAGGGGGCGACCAGUACGACAGCCCCAAGCAGGAACCGGAACCGGAACCCAGCCCAUCUCCUCGUAGAGACGCAAAACACGCCAAGCUGAGCAAAAGCGACAGGAACCACCACCACAGCGAGCAGCGGCAACGCCACGCGCCGGCCGGUCGUGACGGAGGCGCCUGUGGCGAGGGCAAGAAGCGCAGCACCGACAGGGAACGGAGUCCACCACCUAAGCCAGCGAAGCGCUGCAGGAAGUCACACGAGGGCAAGAGUGAGGAGGCCAGGAAGGGCGGAGAUAAUGGGCGACUGCUGCGAGCACAGAAGGACUCUCCUGCCGCCAGGGACGCGGAGGAAGAUGCCUUUGAGACCCCCACCAUGUCCUUUGAGUCCUUCCUCACCUAUGACGCACCGACAUCUUCCUUUGUCAAGAAGAAGAAGAAGAAGACCACGACAACGUCCUCGCACAGUCGCCCUUCCCACGCUUCCGCUGCCCCUGCCCCGUCUUCAUGCCGCACAUCUCAGCCCGCCUCCUCGUCUUCAUCCUCCUCCUGCUCUUCCUCCAAAACGAGCAAGGCCAAUGGCGCCACGAGCACGAAGAAAUCUCACUCGGACUCUGCUUCGGCUGCACCGGGAAAACGCAGAAAGGUGGUGGAACCUCUCCCCUCCCUUCCUGAAAUCCCUCUGCCAGACAUCCAGCCCAAUUACAGACCUCUGCCCUCCAUUGACAUAACACCGCUGUCCCCUCAGAGACGGAAAGGUCCCGUCUACAACGACGAGGAGGACGCUGGCUUUACGGGGAAGCGAUUCAACUCCAAGAUGGUGGUCUAUUCAGGGUCCAAGACCUCGUACCUGCCCCGGAUGAUGACGCUGUACGAGCAGUGCAUACGAGUGCUGCAGAACAACAUCGACUCCAUUGCUGAGGUGGGGGGGGUGCCAUUUACCAUCCUACAACCGGUGCUGGAGCGGUGCACUCCGGAACAGCUGUAUCGCAUCGAGCAGAGCAACCAGUGGUUCACGGAGGAAUCAGACGAGCUGUGGAUGCGUCACUGUCAGCGCGACUUUAAGCGGGAGAGCCCCCAGGAAUACGAGUCGUGGCGGGAGCUCUACCUGCGGCUGCACGAUGAGCGAGAAGCGCGCCUGAGGCGGCUGACUCAAAACAUCAGCUCGGCGCACGCCAACAAGCCCAAAGGUUGGCGGCGUGCCGGCCGUUUUUCUUUCAACGUCAGUCACGUCUCAAAAGUCAGGACGUGCGGUCUUGUUUCUUUGCUGGUCAGGGCGGCAGGUCAAGAUCGCGUUUGUCAACUCGGCUGCCAAACCGCCGCGAGACGUCCGCCGCCGGCAAGAAAAGUUUGGAACCACCAACGGUUCCUCUGCAGACUCCACCGCCGCCGCCACACCCAUCAAAAUAAGGCCAGCAAGCAACGACUACUCUGUCGAAUCCAGCCGCUCCUCCUCUUCCCUCCUCAACCCGACACCCAGCUCAUCCCGCUCCUCAGCGAUUACAGCAGGAGGAGGCGGAGCAACAGGUGGAGGACACGCCUCCCGGGAAAAGCCACAGGUGAAAAAAAUCGCCCCCAUGAUGGCCAAAACUAUCAAAGCUUUCAAGAACAGAUUCUCUCGCCGAUAAGAACGAAAACAUCAGCUCCUUUUUCCAUUUAAACGUACUUUUUCCUGGCAGCGGCCCCGCAUCAUCACGUGCAUUCAGUGGAGGAAUAGCUGAGUCUUUUAAAGAAGUGUUUAUAAAAGGCCUUGUGAGUGUGGCGCUGUGGGGGCAAAGGAAACCCUUUUUUCCCAUUUAGUUUUUGUUUUCUGUGAGAUUUUGGUGAGGGAGCAACAAAAAAGAUGAAAUGUAAUGUUUUUAUCAGUUUCAUGUCCAAAUGAACCCGCUGCAGGAGUACUGGGGGGGGCUGGGUGGCUGACAGAAACAGUUACACAUUUUUGAUUUAGUCUUUUUAGCCGCAUGCACGUUGCAAACCAGCCAGCAACUUGUUUUACCUCACCAUGCGUUUUUAAAAUCUGAUGAUCAGCCGCCCCAGCGCUCUUUUCUUUACGUCUUCUUUCCUGCUGUCCAGCGUGUGUAAAUAUACUCUUCAUCUGCUUCACUGGGACAAACUGCAGUGUCACGCACUGCUCCCAACAGACGGAGAAGAGGAAUAAGCACAGUGAUGUGAGCGUCUACACCGGUGAUAUUUAUUUACUUUGUCCUGACACCCCUCCGCUCUGACCCUCAAGGAAGUAGAUGAAGACCUGUAAUUUUAUUAGAUUUUAAUAAAUGUUCUAUGGUCAUUUUUAUUAAAUUUGACUUUUUGCCCAAACUGUAUGCAUGUAGAUGUCUGUCAUGUGCAUGGCCAUAAUACAAAGUCCAAUCUUUGCCUGUUUAUCCUCAUCACCACAUUUUAAACAUAAAUACAAUAAAUAUC
Molecule: messenger RNA, 3032 nt
Organism: Dunckerocampus dactyliophorus (ringed pipefish)
Lineage: Eukaryota; Metazoa; Chordata; Actinopteri; Syngnathiformes; Syngnathidae
Gene: eloa
Product: elongin A
Exons: 11
Coding region: 88-2271 (727 amino acids)
Biological process (GO): transcription elongation by RNA polymerase II
Cellular component (GO): nucleus; elongin complex
Molecular function (GO): protein binding
Source: RefSeq, a predicted model, not a curated record